AUAGCCACAGCGUCUACGGAGUAAGUUGGUUUUAUCUAUCUCCCUCAACUCGAGAGGUCGUCCAAUUGGGCCAUCGAUUCACCCCUUCCCACCUCCCCCUUCCAAAUAUUAUCAAUAACCGAGGUUUAUCUUGGAUAUCCCCUCUGUAUAUUCUUCAGUGGAAAUCUCGUGGCUACUGGCUAGGCCAGAUAUAUCAUUCUUUAGGCCAAACUGAGCCCCCCCAGACUGCAAGAGGGAUAAAGACAAACGAUUGACCAUCAAGAUUAAUCAACCCAUUAUCUCUUCUAUCUCAAGCCUGAACGGGCCGUGCUCUAAGCCAUGGAUUUCCAAACCACCCCGGCGGACGUCUCUGUCGCCAUUACCACCCCCAUGGCAAACCACAGUGCUGAGCCGCGCUUGUUAACAGAGCGUCGCGUCACUCCAACAUGGACAGUCAUGCAGCUCAAAGGUAAACUGGAAACCAUGACCGGCGUACCCCCCAGCAGCCAGCGACUGUUACUCAGGUCGCCGGGCCGCCCCGAUCAAUGGGUAGAUGGCGAUGACACCAUCAUCGGCGACUGGGGUUUGAUGAAAGGCUGCGAGAUCGAGGUCCACGACUCCCGUCCUCAAUCGGUCCGACCCAAUUUCACCGAUCUAUCAUCCGUUGAGAAAUAUGUUCUUCCCACGUCCACUUACGAAUCGCUCUCGAAUUCGGUUUUGGCCUGGAAGAAGAAUCAGAAGCUUGGCCGGUUUGAUCCAAAUGCCCUAACCCCGGAAGAGUCACUGCGUCAACAAUCAGAGAAAGAUGCCGCCGAGAUUCAAGAAAGAGGUAUUGCCGUUACCCAACGUGCCAUUGUCUUGCCGUCGUCUCCGCCACAUAUCCGCCGAGGGACUGUUCGCUUUAUUGGACCUGUGCCUACAAUACCCUACCCUGGUGUGGACCCUAAAACGGCGCAACUAGAAGCUGUGGCUCUUCCUCUAUGGGUGGGAAUUGAGCUUGAUGAGCCGCUGGGAAAGAACGAUGGCAGUGUAGGCGGCCAGAGAUUUUUCACCUGUCCGAAUAAGACGGGGGUCUUCGUGAAGCCCGAGAAAGUCGAAGUGGGAGAUUUCCCGCCCCUCGAUUUGGAUGACUUGGAUGAUGAGUUGAUGGAGGAGAUUUGACAUGUUCUUCCAGGGCGUCAAGUAUAAACACAGGACAGCGAGACAAUUUGCUAGAAUGUACUCCUAUCUCCCUCAAAAGAAAGAGAGAGGGGGGAAAAGAGAUGAAUAGAAUAGGGACGGAGCUAUGAGG
Molecule: messenger RNA, 1270 nt
Organism: Aspergillus sclerotioniger CBS 115572
Lineage: Eukaryota; Fungi; Ascomycota; Eurotiomycetes; Eurotiales; Aspergillaceae
Product: tubulin-folding cofactor B
Exons: 5
Coding region: 319-1140 (273 amino acids)
Biological process (GO): post-chaperonin tubulin folding pathway; tubulin complex assembly; cytoplasmic microtubule organization
Cellular component (GO): nucleus; cytoplasm; microtubule plus-end
Molecular function (GO): microtubule plus-end binding; alpha-tubulin binding
Source: RefSeq, a predicted model, not a curated record